UGGAUCAGGAGGAUUUCAAAUCUGGACUCAGACUGGAUCUUUGGAACUUAUAUCCCAUAAUGCAUCUCCAAUUGUGAAGCAAUCUCCAGUCUUUUUUGAAACCAUCCAAGAAGAACAAGACUCGUAUAAAGACAAUCUUGGGAAACAUGUGAAUACUCCCCGAUCACAAGAUUAACAGGAGAACAUGGAGCAGAUGACGAUUUGAAAAAUACAUUUUGUUGCCAAGACUGUAGUCACCUGAAAGGUUUGACGCCUCAAAAGUUGACAGAUAAUAAAGACAUAUGACAUGAGAUCAUGGCUUUAUUUAGCAACCACAGGCUAUUAAACACAGGCGCCGUCACCGACUCUCUCAUUCAUCUGUGAACUACUUCCACGGUCGUGAACACAACGAAAGCCACACUGGUCCAACACACGUCUCUCUGCCGCAGGAUCCGGCCCCCACACCUGGGAUGGAGCUCUCUGGGAGCCAUCCACACGCCUCACUGGUUACAGCUGAACCUCAGGGCACCCACAUGUGGCUGGUGAUCUUCUCUGUGCCGCUGCUCUCCGCGUUGAUGUCAGGACGCUGCCGUCGCUGGAUCUCAGCCUGGAGCGGUGGGCUGAAGGCCUGGACUCUGAAGCUGCUGCGAGGACACAAGAGCGUGUGUGUCCGCAGCACGCACGCCUUCGUCUUCACUCACUGCACACACGGCCGGGCCGACAGCGUCCUGGAGACCUUCGACCUCUACUCGGACUCCCACCCCUCUGACUGGAUUGGACCCAAGACAGGCGAGAUGCUAGACGAGGUGGUGCAACGUCUCCGUCCCUCCAGAGUUCUGGAACUGGGCACCCACUGUGGUUACACUUCGGUCCGCCUACUGCGUCAGAUGCCGCCGACAGGUCGGCUGGUGACGGUGGAGAAGGACCCGCUCACAGCAGAGCUGGGUGAGGAGAUCAUCAUGGUGGCGGGCUUCAAACACACUCAGUUCCAGGUGAUAACCGGCAGCUCAGGCGACAUCAUCCCGGACCUGCAUGGGGUUCUUAAUCCCUCCCCCGAGACCACCAACCACUUCGAUCUGGUACUCAUGGAUCAUGACCCACAGCUCUAUUUUCAUGACCUUCUGGCCCUGGAGCGGGAGGAGCUGCUGUGCCCGACUGGCUCCAUUGUCCUGCUGGUCUUCAGGGGUCCCGAAAGUAAAAGUAACAAACAACUGAUGAAUUAUUUGACCUCCAGAAAGUGUCAUUAUUCCAUCCACAGUUUGGUCCACUAGGACAGGAGUCUGACUGACGUCAUGUUCACCUCCCAAAGUGCACAUUAAACACGGGAAUACCAUGUUUUGACUCAGAAAUGUAGCGCAAACUAUUUCCUCUGGAGGGCGCUGUCAGCUUUGUAAAAAUAUGUGUUUCCAGAAAACAAGCACCAUUAAGUUUUUAGAAACAUUCUUGAAUAGAGAAACGACAGCUGU
Synchiropus splendidus (mandarinfish) is the source of this 1445-nucleotide messenger RNA. RefSeq names its product transmembrane O-methyltransferase-like. NCBI's taxonomy places the organism in Eukaryota, Metazoa, Chordata, Actinopteri, Syngnathiformes, Callionymidae. Gene Ontology annotation, molecular function: catechol O-methyltransferase activity. The record is from RefSeq and is a predicted model, not a curated record. The transcript has 4 exons. Gene Ontology annotation, biological process: dopamine metabolic process; catecholamine catabolic process; developmental process. The coding region runs from base 450 to 1250 and encodes 266 amino acids.